Molecule: messenger RNA, 980 nt
Organism: Eutrema salsugineum
Lineage: Eukaryota; Viridiplantae; Streptophyta; Magnoliopsida; Brassicales; Brassicaceae
Product: DNA-3-methyladenine glycosylase
Exons: 6
Coding region: 77-835 (252 amino acids)
Biological process (GO): base-excision repair
Molecular function (GO): DNA binding; alkylbase DNA N-glycosylase activity
Source: RefSeq, a predicted model, not a curated record
AUAACAACGAAGGAGGUCAACGUUGCACACAUUUUUUUUUUUUGAAAAAGUCAAAACCUUUUGGUUCGGUUUGAGAAUGAAAACGCCGGCUCGUCGAUCGAAGUGGGUCGAUCGGGAAUUGGAUUCCAUGGAUACAACUCCAGUAGCCCUUCGUGCACGAGAGAAGAAGAACUGUUUCAAGACUCGGGCGGUUCUGGCCAGACCCGAAUACCCACUGACCCGCACCACCGCCGAGAUGAAGCUAAUGCCUCCCGAGUUUUUUCAAAUCGACGCGCUUGUUCUUGCGCCACGUCUGCUCGGAAAGUACCUGAGGAGAGACAAUGUUGUGCUAAGGAUUACAGAGGUAGAAGCUUAUAGAUCAAAUGAUUCAGCUUGCCAUGGACGAUUCGGGGUUACCCCACGGACCGCACCAGUUUUUGGACCAGGAGGCCAUGCCUAUGUUUAUCUCUGUUACGGUCUCCAUAUGAUGCUCAAUAUUGUUGCUGAUAAAGAAGGAGUUGGAGCCGCUGUUUUGAUACGGUCUUGUUCACCUGUCACCGGACUAGAGACCAUACAAGAGCGUCGAGGCCAAAAAACCGACAAACCCGUUCUUCUAAAUGGACCAGGAAAGGUGGGGCAAGCGCUUGGACUUUCAACAGAGUGGUCUCAUCACCCUUUCUAUUCUCCCGGUGGGUUGGAGCUUCUGGAUGGAGGAGAAGAUGUGGAGAAGAUUGUUGUUGGUCCUCGCGUUGGGAUAGAUUACGCAUUGCCUCAACAUGUCAAUGCAUUGUGGAGAUUUGCCAUUGCAGACACUCCAUGGAUAAGUGCUCCUAAGAACACUCUUAAGCCUCUUUAACUUCAAUCCAAAAGUUAUAACCAAAAAGAAAAAACUUCUUUGUAAAUAGACAUCUGCAAUUCUGUUUAGUGUGUAUCUUGUUUAUGUUGUUUUGUUAAAGAUGAUGGGGUUUUGUAUAUUAAGUCAAUUGGGGGAAAUUUGGAAU